Molecule: messenger RNA, 788 nt
Organism: Hydractinia symbiolongicarpus
Lineage: Eukaryota; Metazoa; Cnidaria; Hydrozoa; Anthoathecata; Hydractiniidae
Exons: 2
Coding region: 194-730 (178 amino acids)
Source: RefSeq, a predicted model, not a curated record
GAUAAUUAACUCCUAUAUAUACGGAGGUGUGGCACUCGAGGCCCAAAAUAUGCUGAUAUCAGCAGCAAAAAUCUGAAAAUCAUAAGGCAAAACCACAUUUUUUUUAAAAUUACCCAGGGCUAAGUGUAGUUUUGAUAGCUUUGGCCAGCACUGAAGCGUGCGAUAGUUCAUGUCAAACUGCUAGGGUUUCAACAUGGCUAGCUCCUCAAAAGCACCAAAGAUUGUUAGGGGAAGCAAGUAUAGAGUUUACCUUGGAACUGGAGAGAAGGCAAAGGAGUGCUACGAGAACUUAAUACGUCUAAAAGAAGAGUUAAAGUUUUUAUACAACCAAGAUUUCUUCACUUGGGUUCAUGAAGUUUUGAGGGCACACCACAAUAAAGAUUCCAGAAACAGUAUUAUGUUACUAAACUCUUCAAAGAGAAUGGUGCAUACUCCAUGCAGUGAAGUUGUAGUACUAAAAAAGAAAAGACAGUCAUCAAGUAGCUCGUCUAAAGAUUCAUCGACUUCUUUUACUUCACCUCUCUCAUGCUUACUUUCGCCAACAUAUGAUAGCAGCAGUAACACAAAGUCUUCAAUAACUGGUCCUAAUGAUACACCACGUGUUGUUAUUGUUAGCUCAAAAAAGGCUAAAACUGAAAUGGAAAUUGAAUGUACUAAAAAAGAUUCAAAUUUCCCAUCGAUGGAAAUAUUAAAGUAUAUACAGCAAAUUUGUAAAUUAUAUAGCUACUAGAGUAGCUGGCUGAUUUGUUUCUGGAAAGCAUGAUAUAUAUAUAGCUAUAUGUGAUUUC